CGGGAUUUUGGUCGUGGAGAGACAUGUUGAACGCGGGAAACUGCACACGGUCCGAAAAUAACUGCGACUGAUGUGUUUUUUUUGUGAUCCUCCGAUCCGAGAGUCGCGUCUUCUCUCCCAAUCCGUUAUUAUGGGUUAAGAAUAAGUGUGGACGGUAAAAAAUAGAAAAAAGACUCAUUCGUGACCAUUAAAGUGCGGCUAAAAUGCGACAUGUUCUUUUUAUGUCGCAAGUGCAACAGCGGAUUUUACCUUUGUGCAGGAUACCGUUGCAUUCUACUGCUACUGCAGUAUCUCUUUGGAUUUCUAGCUUUCUUGUCCUAUCGAUGUUGCGCGUUAGAUAGCGAAGGAUUUCAAAAGAAUUUGCCUGCGAAAGUCGUGUGGGGCGUAGUUGGCAAAGACGUCGAACUUCCGUGCGAUCUGACAACACCUACGCCCAAAGAUACUAUAAAUAUGGUUUUCUGGUUCAAAGACUCUGCCGGAGUGCCAUUAUACAGUAUACUUGCUAGAGGGAGUCCCCUGGACAAAUCGUCUCACUUAUCUACAACGGAUGACCUGGGGUCACGUUCAACUUUCAUAACUGACGGCGAACCGUCGAGAGCUCGACUAAGGAUACGGAACGUAAAGGAAAAGGACGAAGGCACUUUCCGAUGCCGGGUCGACUUUAGUAACUCGCCAACGAGAAACUUCAAGAUCAACUUAACGUUAGUAGUUCAGCCCUCGCCGCCACAAAUUUUCGAUUCUAAAGGCAGAGAAGUUGUUGACGAAGCAGGGCCGUUUCUGGAGGGUCAGGAACUGUUCCUGUCAUGCCAAGUUACCGGAGGUCGACCGCCUCCUUCGUUAACGUGGUGGCAUAACGGCACCAUCUUAGACAGCGUGGUGGAUACGUCUAGGGAAUCCUUUACUACAGUGAAUCAGUUGACUAUAAGCAAAGUAGAACGGUCCCUACGGGGAAACAAGUUGGAAUGUAAGGCAACAUCCGCUGAAAUUGCCGGAACUCUAAAUAAAGAUGUCAGACUUGUGGUCUACCUGAGGCCAAGCAAGGUGAAGAUUGUUACACCGAAUGCGUUAAUGUCUGUCAAUAAAGCUCAUACCGUGAAAUGCGAAACAUCAGGCUCUUAUCCGCCUGCCAAACUCACGUGGCUAUUGAAUGACAGGCUCAUUACAAAUACGGAUAUUACGGAGGAGAAGACAGAGUCGUUCACAAACAGCAUCUUGACGCUAAACGUGAAGGCAGAGGACGACGGCCAGGAUCUCGUGUGUCGUGCAGAUAAUCCCCGAUUUCCCGGGGGAUCCGUCGAAGACAGGAGACAAAUACAAGUUGCAUAUCCGCCUAAGGUGGCCGUACAUCCGGGAAGUGGACCGAUGUCGCAUGCAAAGGAAGGGUUGAAUGUGACUCUUCACUGCGACACCAAAGCUCGACCAUCCCCCCACGCAUACAGUUGGUAUCAUGAUGAACGUUUUAUUCAGAGUAAUGAAAGUGCGGGAAUCCUACCCCUCGGCAACACUUAUAGGCCAUUUGUCUCUUUACUUUUGUUGAAUUUGUUAUUGUUUGUUUCAGAUGCACCACGUUGCAAAAAAGGAUUCGAAGUAAUGCGGGUCGGCGUCUCCUAUCAACACGGUACCAUCAUCGUCGAUUGUCACGUUGAAGCCAUUCCAGAUGUAACAAGAUUUUGGUGGACUUAUAAUACUAGUAAAGGAGUCCUACCGGUUUCCAUGCAAGACUCCAGUUCACAUAUACACAACAACGAUGGUACUUCGACGCUCCAUUUUUCCCCCGAGAAUAUACACGACGUCCGAUCAUUGGCCUGCUGGGCAAGCAACAGUGUGGGAAGACAAUCGAACCCAUGUAUCUUUUACAUUGUACCAGCAAAUCGUCCCAUGCCGCCCAGGAAUUGUGUUUUGCGAAACACAAGCUGGCACACGGCCGAAGUGUCAUGCACUGCAAAUGAAGACGGAGGAUUACCACAAACAUUUGUCUUGGAAGUAAGAAAUUCUCCGGAGUAUUCAGAGCCCACAAGUGUGACAACGCUGAGCGAUCAGGGGGAGAAUUCGCCCCCUUUGUUUCGAGUACUCGGUCAAUCACCUGUUUUCAGUUUGCACAGCUUAGAACCGGACAAGAAAUACAACAUUCUCGUCUAUGCUGAAAAUGCGGUCGGGAAAAGCGACCCGCCAGUUUUUAUACCCAAUGUUCAAAUUCAACAGUAUUACAGUAACAACCGUACGUAA
Molecule: messenger RNA, 2226 nt
Organism: Agrilus planipennis (emerald ash borer)
Lineage: Eukaryota; Metazoa; Arthropoda; Insecta; Coleoptera; Buprestidae
Product: hemicentin-1
Exons: 11
Coding region: 211-2226 (671 amino acids)
Molecular function (GO): protein binding
Source: RefSeq, a predicted model, not a curated record